Molecule: messenger RNA, 1618 nt
Organism: Corylus avellana
Lineage: Eukaryota; Viridiplantae; Streptophyta; Magnoliopsida; Fagales; Betulaceae
Product: putative amino acid permease 7
Source: RefSeq, a predicted model, not a curated record
UAGACAAUAUGGCUGUCGAACACUCUUUCCAAGUAGCUAACAAUGCUUCCUGUGAUGACGAUGGGCAUCCGAAAAGAACUGGAACCUUAUGGAGUUGCGUCGCUCAUAUCAUUACUGCUGCUAUUGGAGCUGGGGUUCUGUCUCUGGCAUGGAGUGCUUCACAGUUAGGAUGGAUAGCAGGGCCAGUUACUUUGCUCUGCUUCGGAAUUAUCACCUAUAUUUCUGCUUCCCUCCUUUCCGAUUGUUACAGGUCUCCUGACUCCAUAACCGGAACACGAAACUACUCUUAUAUGGAUGCUGUUAGAGUGAAUCUUGGAAGAAAACAUACGUGGUUUUGUGGUUUGCUUCAAUAUUUCAGCUUAUAUGGGACUGAUAUUGCUUAUGUAAUCACUACAGCAACCAGUAUGAGAGCAAUUCAGAGAUCAAACUGUUACCACAGAGAAGGGCACCAAGCUGCAUGUGCAUAUGGGGAUACUUUCUACAUGCUUCUGUUUGGACUUAUUCAGAUUGUCAUGUCACAGAUUCCAGAUUUCCAUAGCAUGGAAUGGCUUUCGAUCGUUGCUGCAAUCAUGUCCUUUACCUACUCUUUUAUUGGAUUCGGACUUGGCUUUGCAAAAGUAAUAGAAAAUGGGAAGAUUAUGGGGAGCAUUUCAGGAGUCCCAGCAGCCAAUGUUGCUGAUAAAUUAUGGUUAACUUUUCAAGCGCUUGGGGACAUAGCAUUUGCCUAUCCAUACUCAAUUAUUGUUCUUGAGAUACAGGACACUUUGAGGUCCCCUCCUCCAGAAAACCAGACCAUGAAGAAGGCUUCCAUGGCUGCCGUCUUUAUCACAACUUUCAUCUUCCUCUGCUGUGGAUGCUUUGGAUAUGCAGCCUUUGGGAAUGCUACACCAGGAAACCUAUUGACUGGAUUUGGUUUCUAUGAACCUUACUGGCUCAUUGACCUUGCCAAUGCUUGCAUUUGUCUCCAUUUGGUGGGAGGAUAUCAGAUCUUUAGUCAGCCAGUGUUUGCAUUUGUUGAAAGGUGGUUUACCAAGAAAUUUCCAAACAGUGGGUUUGUAAAUAAUUUCUACACCUUCAAACUCCCACUGUUGCCGGCAUUCAAGUGGAAUCUUCUCAGGCUAUGUUUCCGAACUGCAUAUGUCAUAUCAACAACUGUUAUUGCAAUCCUGUUCCCUUUCUUCAACCAAGUCUUGGGAGUGUUAGGGGCCGUGACCUUCUGGCCUUUGGCCAUAUAUUUCCCUGUGGAAAUGUACUUUGUACAAAAGAAAAUAGGGGCUUGGACAAGGAAAUGGAUUGUUCUUAGGACAUUUAGCUUUGUUUGCUUUCUUGUGACUGUUGUGGCUUUGAUCGGCUCACUUGAAGGACUUAUAAGCGCCAAGUUAAGCUGAAUAAUACCUGUAAUUCCCAAAAUGAAUUGGGAGAAAACAAUGUGUACGUUAAAGUGUCUACAACUUUGGACCACACAAUGGAAAGCUUGAACAACAAGGUUGACAACUCGAAUGAAGAUCAGAUAAGAAGACAUGACGACCAUAUCUGUUAGUUGUAGUUAUAAAUAUAAUGAUAUGAUGCACUGCUCUGUUACGGUGUGCAGCGAAAGCCAAAACAUGCAGCUUUCUUC